This is a messenger RNA of Hippoglossus stenolepis (Pacific halibut), 1441 nucleotides long. Its product is annotated as tumor necrosis factor receptor superfamily member 5. The coding region runs from base 91 to 1101 and encodes 336 amino acids. NCBI's taxonomy places the organism in Eukaryota, Metazoa, Chordata, Actinopteri, Pleuronectiformes, Pleuronectidae. The record is from RefSeq and is a predicted model, not a curated record. Gene Ontology annotation, molecular function: protein binding. The transcript is spliced from 11 exons.
GAGAGAGAGAGAGAGAGAGAGAAAAGUCCACACCUUGAGGAAGUUAACAGCAAAACAGAAGAAGACCAAAAGACAUCAUCAUAUUUAAGAAUGGGGCUUGUGCAAUACUUUGUGAUUGUCUUGAUUUCUUCGGCACAGCUGGUGUUCACCUCCCCGCUGGAUUACACUGCCAGUGGCGGACAGCGUACAAUGUGCCCUGCAGGUAAGUAUCAGAAGUCUGGCGCAGAGUGUCAGCCAUGUCCUGCCGGAAGCUUCACAACUGACUGGAACCUAGAUGACAGCUGCCACCGCUGCUUCACAGACUGCAGAUCAGAUUAUCACCUGAAGGUGGUUCAGGGCUGCACCAGCACGUCCGAUAUAAAGUGCGUCUGUGAGGCCGGUUUCAAAUGCACCAAGAACAUCACAUACACCGAGAACUGUGGAUACUGUGUCAAGAUCCAGCAAACGACCACAGCCGCAACAGAUGUGAUCUUGGGAAACGAUGAGCAGACUCCUUCCAUCAAUUCCUCAGGACAAAGCAGCUCCCAUGCCAAACCUUGUCAACUUCUCAUAUGUGGCCCUAAACCAACACUCGCAGGCGUGAAGAGCAGUCAGCUGGCAGCCAUCUUGAUUCCAGUGGUUGUUGUGGGAUGUGUGGCUCUCGUGGUCCUGUUCUGCGUCCGUCAACCAGGAGAUGAAACAUGUUUCAAGCGAGCUAUUGCAAAGCUAUGUAAUGAGGGAAGACGGGCUUCUGGUUCUUUCAAGUCAAAGGAGUCAAGUCACCAGUUCCCCAGAGACUCAUUCAUAGCAAAGCAGCAGCCACCUCCCCUCGCAGCAGCCAAUCUGGGUCCAGUCCAUGUCCACAACCCGGGGACGGUCAUCUUCAGCUUGAUCAGCCAGUUUACAGGACAAGUCGGUUCGACAACUGAAGGUGCGAAGGCGGCUGAAAGAGUGGGCGCCGAAGAAGACGAGGAAAGAGACGGUCCUGUGUGUCACCCGACGUCCUCUCCCAGUGUUCAUCUGUCCGAGGAGGAGAGGAGCGGGGAGAUGGAAAACAUAUUCUUCCCCUCGCAGGAGCAGGGGAAGGACUACCACGUGUCCAAAGAGGAGGAGGAGCUAUGAUGCAUCGCAGCAUUCCCAGAGGAUUUGUGUUGAUGGUUAUGACCAUGACUCCAAACACAGGAAGGAAUUAUAUAACUGUGGAACUACAGAUGGGUGUGGAGCACAUUUUAUCGUCCUCUGACAAACUGUCAGGGGAUUACAGUGCUCUACGGGGACAUUAUCUCCUGCAGGCUCUGGGAAAAAAGACAUACGCACCAGAAACUGACAAACAGCUGGAAAAAGCUUCUGAAUACUCUUUGAAAAACUCUGUCAUCCCUCCCUAGUUAGUAUCAGACCUGGAUUUUGUAUGUCUUUUACAAUUAAUAGACAUUUUAAUUUCAAUAAAAGUUUAUUUUGAGUA